AUGCCGGCAAGAUUUGUAAUUUUGACGGAGCAUCAGCCCAUACUCUCUGAGAAGCUGCGGUCUUAUAACAUGGCAGAUGCCAAGGGUCGCAAGACUCUGGUUCAGAGCUUGCGCCAGAAGCUGAAGACACAGUUUAUCGACGCAUCAAAUUAUGACGACAUCAUUGUGGAAACUAAAAUCCGAGAGUGGCUCAAUAACCACGCCCGCCAUGCGCAGGAGAAAGCGACGAAAAAGCGUAUGCAUGUUUCUGGCAAGCCAAAUGCCUUCAAGGUGUGGGAUGUGCUGGAGAGGGACAAGGUGACUGAGGCCGCGCGAGCACUCGCAGCAGAAAAGGGUUGCAAUGUCUCCAAGGUGUGGAGAGUCGCACGGAGUGCCGAAUGGGCAAAACUGUCCGAGGAGGAGCAGAAGGUGUAUGAGGAAAAGGCGGAGAGUUGGCGCAAUGGCACUCUGGAUGAUAAGACGAAAAUGAAGCUGAGGGAGCAGCGAAUGAUGCAAUAUCUGAAGAAGUUUGCCAAGACUAUGUGGGACACCAUGGGCAUUCGCAUGGCAUUCAUGCUAGCAUAUCCGAAGGAAGCGGGGAGUCUGAAGGUAGAGAUGGUGGAGGUCAACCACGCCAUCACCAAUGGAACUCCAUUCGGGGCCUAUCCUGGGUGGCUGCGUGCUUACCAGCCUCUAGCAAAGGUGUUCUCUGAGUGGGCCAAAGGCGAAUACGGUGUGACUGAGACUAUGGUGAUGGUGAAGAAGACACCUGCCGAUUGCAUGCGGGCCAUGGACAAGAUUUGGUUGAGGGCCAAUGGUUUUCCUCUGCUCCCGUCAGUGCCCGAAGGUAUGGCGGAAGCGCCUCUCAAGGUGAUGAAGGUACAAGUUCGAGACUUCAUGAAUCAUCACUACGCAUUGGCAAAGGGUGUUCGGAACUGCAAGUCGCCAUGGACGAAGCUGAACAGCAUAGACGACAUCAAUGAGGUUAUUCCAGCAGAGAUGCUAUCUGAGAACUUCCAGUGGAUCGAUCCCUCAAAGAUGACAAGUGUUCCCGUUCGUGCCCUCCUCGACCACUGGCGGGCACGCCAAGAGGAACAUGGACCUGAGCAGACCAUGCGAUUCACCCAGUACUUCGACAAGGAUGGCGAAGCUGCUCCUGCCAAGUAUGAUCCUCUUCCACCACUUGAUGGAUCAGCACAGGCAUUAGAAGAAGGAUCUGAACAUGAGGUCCAAGAAGCACUCACACCCAAGAAGGCGGGGAAGGCGAAGAAGAAGGGUAAACCUGUGCGCAAGGUCACGGGAAAGGCAGCAUCGAAGGCGACAAAGGGCAAAGCGGCCCCUGGCGGAGCCAAAGGCAGUGGGCAUAAAUGCAAGAUGAAAGAUGCAUACGACUCGGAAGACGAUGCCAGAAGCAGCUAA
This is a messenger RNA of Sparassis crispa, 1398 nucleotides long. RefSeq lists its product as hypothetical. The transcript has 6 exons. The record is from RefSeq and is a predicted model, not a curated record. The coding region runs from base 1 to 1398 and encodes 465 amino acids. Lineage: Eukaryota; Fungi; Basidiomycota; Agaricomycetes; Polyporales; Sparassidaceae.